UUCUGUCUUGAAUUAUAAUAAUUUUUUCUCUGUAGAAUUUGAUCAUCGUUAAACAAGCCCAAUAUCAUUUUAUCGUCUGCUAGCAUUGCGUUAUUGCGCAUACGCAGAUUUUGAUCCACAGCAGUAGUGACUGUCACGCGUAUUGUGUUUGAGUUUGGUUUGAAACGGCGAGGCCGAGGUCAUCGUUGCCGGGGUCUUGAUGAAGAUGAAGCGAGUGAAGAAUGAAAUAAUUAAUGUGCUUGAAUCUUAUUUGAAACGACGCCGCUAUCAGGGCAACGACGUCUUCUGUAAUAACAAAACCGACCACUUGUUUUGUCAGAGCAGCGAUCAAAUGACAUUGAACGCAACCGCUGAGUGCGGCACUUCCCGCGACAAUUCGAUUAUUUUUAGUGCCAUUACCAUUGACAUUACCGCGGCGGAUCAAGCUUAUCAACGUUUGAAGAUAUGGAUGAAUGCAACACUUAAUGAAAAGAUCAAAAUGGAACUGCAAGGACUUUUGUAUCCAAUAUUUUGUCAUCUUUAUUUAGAAAUGCUACAUGCUGGCAACAAAGAAGCUGCAAUUCAAUUUUUAAAAGCUCAUCAAAGUGAAUUUAUCAGUGAUACUGAAAAAGACUUUCUAGAAGAGUUGUCUGGUGUAUUUUCAGUACAGGACAUUGAACUGAGACCUUUGGUAAAUGCAUUUAGAACUAGAAAGUACAAAGUGGAUUUAUCAGAGCCAGCACAUAUCUGCCUACAGCAAUAUCUUGCCAAACAUGGACAUAUAAUAUUAAUGCAGAUUAUAAAUACACACGUUACGAUAAUCAGAAAGGCAGAUGGUUCUCAAAUGGAUGGAGAAGUACAUGAAGAGAAAGGUCAAAGAUAUGAGGCAGGUAUUAAUGGCCAUGUGGAACAACCAUCUGGUACCGGGGUAGAUCGUGAAAUGAGAGAAUUGCAAGAAGCUAUACGAUUAAUACGAGAUAAUGCUCAUCAAUCACUGAGAAUAUUCACAGUAAAAAAUGCUAUAGAAAAUGCAAGUAGUGCUCUUAUUGCUUCUAAAAUGGAUAAAUUAGCUGUUGGAUUUAGUACAGCUGAAAUACGCUUGUGGGGUAUAGGUGAAACAGUCUUACUUAAACCAAAACAUAAAAGCACACAUAUACCACUUGCCUGUGAUGUACUUCCAUCUCGUAGUUGUAACGAACAAGAAAAUGCAAUAAGAAGUGAAGCGGGAGCAGUAAUAUUAAGAGGACACACAGACGUGGUGCAUGAUUUAAGAUUUAUUCCGCAAUCUGAAAUACUUCUGUCUGUAUCGAGUGACAAGGAUAUGAGAGCAUGGAGACUCAAUGAUUACUCAUGCGCAACAAUAUAUAGUGGUCAUAGUUAUCCGAUAUGGUGUAUGGAUACCAGUGUGUUCAGUUUAUAUACUGCUACAGGUUCACAUGAUAGAACUGCCAAAUUAUGGUCAUUGGAUAGAACAUUUCCACUGAGAAUAUUUGCUGGUCACUUUUUAGAUGUCAACUGCGUGAAGUUUCAUCCAAACGCUCGAUAUUUAGCAACUGGUUCCGCUGACAAAACCGUAAGAUUAUGGUCCACAGAUGACGGUAAUUUAAUGCGAGUGUAUGUUGGAGCACAGUCGACCAUUUACAGUUUAGCAUUUAGUCCAGAUGGCAAAUAUUUAGCUACUGCUGGUGACGACAAAUCUAUAUCAAUAUGGGAUUUAGCAACUAAUGCAGUGCUAACUGAACUGAAAGGUCACAAAGAUACAGUUAUGCAUGUAGACUGGAGUUUGGAUGGCCAAUACAUCGCCAGUGCAAGUAUUGAUGGGAUUGUACGGCUAUGGCCUACUCAAGACUUUAUCAGCACUUUGAAUGGAUCAUCAAGCGCGAUGUCACAAUCUGAGGCGCCACAAAUGUACUCGACGUCUUGCUCAAGCAUCCUUUCGUUAAAUUAUUACAAGAAAAACAAUUCGUUAAUUUGUAUCGGCACAGCAUAGGAUUUUUACUAUUUAUUGUUUUUAUUUGGGGUAAAAUAUUUUAAGUUAAAUCUAUUUUAACUGGUUUACCAAUGUACAGUUUAUCACACGAAGUUUUUACAUUAUUUAUAAAAAAAAAGAUACAUCACCAGUGUAUAGUGUUAGGUUUAUUUUCACUGUACCUUAUUAUAUGUAAAAUCUUUUUUACGAGUUUAUAUAUGAAAAUAUUUCGUAAGUUUUCAUUCUUUUAGGAGCUAAUAUAUAGGGUCUUGUGUGCCUGAUAUAUAGUUCAUAUAAUAUCGUGAACAAGGCUUGAUAUACAUAUUUGGAUAAAUUCUAUAAAAAAAGUUUCAAAAUUAA
This is a messenger RNA of Odontomachus brunneus, 2308 nucleotides long. It is a transcript of the gene wda, whose product is annotated as TAF5-like RNA polymerase II p300/CBP-associated factor-associated factor 65 kDa subunit 5L. The transcript has 10 exons. The record is from RefSeq and is a predicted model, not a curated record. Bases 200 to 1969 code for a protein of 589 amino acids. Gene Ontology annotation, biological process: transcription initiation at RNA polymerase II promoter. Gene Ontology annotation, cellular component: transcription factor TFIID complex. Gene Ontology annotation, molecular function: RNA polymerase II general transcription initiation factor activity; protein binding. Lineage: Eukaryota; Metazoa; Arthropoda; Insecta; Hymenoptera; Formicidae.